Molecule: messenger RNA, 1121 nt
Organism: Aspergillus nidulans FGSC A4
Lineage: Eukaryota; Fungi; Ascomycota; Eurotiomycetes; Eurotiales; Aspergillaceae
Exons: 3
Coding region: 1-1005 (334 amino acids)
Molecular function (GO): glutathione transferase activity
Source: RefSeq, a predicted model, not a curated record
AUGGCUGAGAACGAGACAUACAAACACGCCGACAAAGACGGUCACUUCCGACGUAAAGACUCGGUCUUUCGCUCCUGGGUAUCAGCAUCCCCUGACGCUGACUUCCCCGCCGAAAAGGACCGCUAUGUGCUAUACCUAAAUUACGGAUGUCCAUGGGCUCACAGGACGAACAUCGUACGCUCCCUCAAGGGCCUCGAAGACAUCAUCCAGCUAGUCGUCUGCGACUUCGAACUGGGGUCCCAAGGCUGGUUUUUCUCCGAAUCCGGACGGAACGGGUCAGCAAAGAAAGACCCGCUGUAUGGAUUUACGACGAUCAGCCAGCUCUAUUUCAAAGCAGACCCGGAGUAUAAGGGACGAUAUACGAUUCCCGUGCUGUGGGAUAAAAAGAAGGAGACGAUUGUAAAUAAUGAGAGCAGUGAGAUCAUUCGCAUGUUCUACACGGAGUUUGAUCACUUACUGCCCGAGGAGCGGCGCGAAGUGAAUCAGCCUGGUGGCGGGCUGUAUCCCCCUCACCUGAGGGGUGAGAUUGAGGCGAUGAACGAGUGGGUAUACGACCGCAUCAACAACGGGGUGUAUAAGACAGGUUUCGCUGCGACGCAGGAGGCAUACGAGGCAAGCCUGCACCCGCUUUUCGAGGCGUUGGACCGCAUCGAAGGGCACCUCGCCCAGCCCGGGCACCAGCCGUAUCUCUUUGGGGAGCAUAUCACGGAGGCAGACGUGCGGUUGUAUACGACAAUCGCACGGUUCGAUGUGGCAUACUACCUAAUCUUCAAAUGCAACCUGAAGAUGAUCCGACACGACUACCCGCUGAUUGACGCGUGGUACCGACGGCUGUACUACGACGAGUCGGAGAAGACGCGCGGAGGGGCGUUUGGGAAGACGACCUUCUUGGGCCUUUACAAAUUCGGCUAUCUGGCGGCGCUUGGCAAGAAACAAAGCGUUGAUAGCUCCCAGCUGAUUGUGCCUGCUGGGCCAAAGCCCGAUAUCCUGCCGCGUGACGCGUAGAUCCGGUUUACUAUCAUCCACCGGCUUAUUUUGAGUUGUAAACGGGAAUUUGCCGUCUCCUUGCAGUUACGAAGCCCUGCGGCUUGUUAGCGUAAUGCAUAGCGUGUGGUUCGUCA